UGGUUGUUUGAGAAGCUAAUCCGACGCCCCUUAUAUUGUUUUAUUUAUUUAUUUACCAAUGAAUUGAAUUUCCUCUACAAUUAUUUAACAUAAAUCAAGCAAGCACAAUGGAGUUAAUUUACUCCAUGCGACGGAAGCCAUUGAAAUGCGAGCCACCGCACUUCGAAACGUCGUCAGACCCAGAAGUGGUACGCCCAAUCUGCACCAUAUCGGCAUGCAAUAUCAUCGCAUUCUCGUCACCCACGGAGCUGUCGGACUCUGAUGGGUGCACUUGGGGCGGCCACGUGUACGUGUGUGACCUGGACACGCCGUGGGACAGCCACAAAGUCACUAGCACUGUUCAUCCCGUUUCGGCUCUGGAAUGGGACAGCGAAGGCAAGCAGCUCCUGGUGGCUACGACGGAGGGUGAAGUCUCCGUGUUUGGCAUGAAGGAGUUCCUGCUGAACGACUGGGGCUGUCUGUAUAGUGCAUCGUUCCCAGGUGAACACGUGAUAAAGGCAGCGUUCUUCCACAACGGCCGAAGAGUAUCAUGCGACAAGAAGCCGGACGUGCCAGCCGCGGAGCGCCUGCAGUUGUUGAGGCCUACACCAACGCUGAAAGGUUUCGGCGGCAUAGCGUGUGAAGGCGCGUGCAUCAUCACGGCCACGGGCCUCAUCGGAGCCCUGACGCCCGCGACGGAGCCGGGCCGGGCGCUCCGGGGCGCCGAGGGGCUCCGGCCCGCGCGGGACCGCGUGCCGGCCGCCACGGUCGCGCAUAAAAAUGGCACCCUAAUAGUAGCGGCGGGUGGUGUGAAUUGUGUUCGCUGCGCUGUAUGCUCCGUCACGUUAUCCCGCGCCCCGCACCAAGCACCAUCGCUGAUAGUGCAGCCUCUACCGGCGGUAUAUCUGGAUUAUACACCUGUAUCCUUGACAUGGAGUCUCCGAGAGGACACAGACUCUCUCGUCAUCGCUGGCUCCACUCUCUCAGUGUGGAAUCUGACCCAACGGGCACAUCCUGUACAUAAACUACUGUCUAAAGGUCCGUUGCAAGGAAGCACAACUCCCGGAGGCGGACAGAAACCUGGAUCUGAUUGCUUUAACACAGUGGUAUGGCAACAAAUAUCAGUCCUACCCGUGGAGGGCACCGCGCAUGUGUGCUCCCGGCGGCUACACGUCGCGGCGCCUUACCACGUACUAGCAGCCACGGGGCCCAACAGGCUCGUGCUACACCGAGACACGCACAGGCUAACAGCACCGUCAUAUUACGGCACCGUUUUCGGAGGAAUCCAAAGCUUAAGCAACACCGGCCCCUGUGGAGGGCUACGCGCAUGUGGCACCCGGCGGCUCCACGUACUAGCGGCCACGGGGCCCAACAGGCUCGUGCUAUACCGAGACACGCACAGGGUGAGCAACACCGGCCCCUGUGGAGGGCUACGCGCAUGUGGCACCCGGCUCCACGUACUAGCGGCCACGGGCCCUAACAGGUUGUUACUACACCGAGACACGCACAGGAUCAGCACCACAGCUGUGAGUGUGUCAGGGCUGCCGGGGCUGGAGGCGGGCGCUACGCCCCCCAAGAAACACAAAUAUGGUGGAGCCCUAGCGACAGGUGCGGCGUGCGCUAUAGUAUCAUGUGUGGACAUGUCGUGGCUCGGCGGCGUGUGUGUCUGCGUCGACACACAUGCACAACUACACGUAUAUCGUUUACCGGCAGCUGACAUUUCCACGCCAUUGCUAGUUCAGCACACCACAUCUCUGCUAGAGUACGCGAUGGUUUCUGGACUGGACUACCGGGACAUCAUCAUGACGCUAAAACCGAACGCCAUUGAUGCUGUGUAUGAGAGGUUCACGGAGAGUUUUCAACGUCAGCCGCAGGCCUUCCAGCAGUUUUAUUACCAGAACUGGCUCAAACUACGCAUCGCGCUUUGCAGAGUGAUGCCUACAGCCCAAGGCGCGGUGUCGUCGCUAACGCAGCUGACGACACUCGCGGGCGCGUGGGCGGCGCUGGCGGCCGCGCUGCGCGGAGACGACCGGCGGCACGACGACGUGCGGCUCGACGCGCUGCUCGAACACGAACACGACAAGGCUCUAGUAACUCUAGAAGCGAAAGCCGAGCUGUCGAGCGACGCGGUCGCCCUGACGCCGCUGCGACGCAUCCUGCAACAGUGCGUCGACAUCGCGACCACACAUCUGCAACACGCAGCGACCGGACACACACAUCCUGCGUCGACAUCGCGACCACACAUCUACAACACGCAGCGACCGGACACACACAUCCCCGAUCUGUCGAGCGACGCGGUCGCUCUGACGCCGCUGCGUCGCAUCUUGCAACAGUGCGUCGACAUCGCGACCACACAUCUGCAACACGCAGCGACCGGACACACACAUCCGUAUGAGACGUGGACGGACGGCACGGCGCUGACGCUGCUGCGCAAGCUCGUGGUGGCGGCGCGGGCCGCGGGCCGCGGCGGAGAACCCCUGUCCAGGGCUCUGGCCAGGCUCCAGCACCAGAACACUAAGGAGGUCCGAGAAGAGUGUGCAACACUAUGCCUCCAGCUGACUACGCCUCGCAUCUGGGACUCGCUGCCUCGCUGUACCGUCUCCGCACCACACGGGAAACCGUGGCCGCAUUAUUUUGAAUAUGGUAUAGAGCCCGAAGGUUUGAGAUACGCCCCCGAGCCGCCGAACUACGGCACUAUGUGCGAAGUGAUGCCUUCACUAGGGAUGGACUGUAUACGGUACAUGUACCUAGGCGCCGGCGCAGGCUCGUGUCGCGCAUGCGCGCGGUGCGGUGCGCGCGCGCUGGCCGCCGCGCGCCCCGCUAAGCAUCCCACGCAGAAGGCCUACGACGGACGGUUCCUGGCCGCCUGCAGGUGCGGCGGUAAAUGGACUCUGGUCUCAAAUUACUAAACGACAUGCUGAAUAUUAAUUAAGAGUAGAUUAAGCUCACUAAUACAUUUUAUAGGUACUUGUAAAUAGAACCAUGAAUUUACCAAAAUAAAAUGAACUUUUGAUAUUUUAAUCAA
This is a messenger RNA of Cydia amplana, 3004 nucleotides long. It is a transcript of the gene MED16, whose product is annotated as mediator of RNA polymerase II transcription subunit 16. The coding region runs from base 108 to 2888 and encodes 926 amino acids. The transcript has 23 exons. NCBI's taxonomy places the organism in Eukaryota, Metazoa, Arthropoda, Insecta, Lepidoptera, Tortricidae. Gene Ontology annotation, molecular function: protein binding. Gene Ontology annotation, cellular component: mediator complex. Gene Ontology annotation, biological process: positive regulation of DNA-templated transcription. The record is from RefSeq and is a predicted model, not a curated record.